Uranotaenia lowii is the source of this 1206-nucleotide messenger RNA. RefSeq names its product probable tRNA N6-adenosine threonylcarbamoyltransferase (gene Tcs3). The transcript has 2 exons. Gene Ontology annotation, cellular component: cytoplasm; EKC/KEOPS complex. Gene Ontology annotation, biological process: tRNA threonylcarbamoyladenosine modification. The record is from RefSeq and is a predicted model, not a curated record. NCBI's taxonomy places the organism in Eukaryota, Metazoa, Arthropoda, Insecta, Diptera, Culicidae. Bases 99 to 1136 code for a protein of 345 amino acids.
CGAAACAGCACAAAAGUGCAUAAACAACACUGCUGAAGUCAACUUUUUUGCCAGGUCCAUGGUUCAGUGCACUUUAGCACAUUGAUUUAGUUUUAAAAAUGGUAAUCGCUAUCGGCUUUGAAGGUAGUGCCAAUAAAAUCGGGGUUGGAAUAGUCCGCGAUGGAGAAGUUCUUGCCAACGUGCGCGAAACGUACAUCACACCACCCGGAGAAGGUUUCCUCCCUAAAGAAACCGCUCAACAUCACCGGUCGAAAAUUCACGAUAUACUGAAAAGGGCGCUGGAAGCAUCAGGUGUGAGUCCGGGUGACAUCGACGUUGUAUGUUACACCAAAGGCCCGGGUAUGGCACCGCCACUCUUAGCGGUCGCUAUCGUGGCCAGAACGGUUGCCCAAAUUUGGAACAAACCGAUUUUAGGAGUCAAUCACUGCAUCGGUCAUAUAGAGAUGGGUCGGCUGAUAACCAAGGCUCAAAACCCAACGGUAUUGUAUGUUAGCGGUGGAAACACCCAGGUUAUCUCGUACGCCUGCAAGCGUUAUCGAAUUUUCGGCGAAACCAUCGACAUCGCAAUCGGAAAUUGUUUGGAUCGGUUCGCACGAAUUAUUAAGCUAUCUAAUGACCCUAGUCCAGGAUAUAACAUCGAGCAGUUGGCCAAAAAGGGUUCCAAAUAUUUGGCCUUGCCUUAUUCCGUCAAAGGAAUGGACGUUAGCUUUUCCGGAAUCCUAUCAUUUAUAGAACAGAAAGCUAGACCAAAAGGCAAACAACAAAAAAAGAAGGCUGAAAAGGAUGAUGCACGAUGGUCCGACGAGGAUUUAUGUUUUUCCCUGCAGGAGACACUUUUUGCUAUGCUGAUAGAAACGACGGAAAGGGCCAUGGCUCACUGUGGAAGUAACGAGGUGUUGAUCGUGGGAGGAGUUGGCUGCAACGAGAGGCUACAGCAAAUGAUGGGCAUUAUGUGUGAAGAGCGAGGCGCCAAGUUGUUCGCAACAGAUGAACGUUUUUGUAUCGACAACGGCGUAAUGAUAGCCCAUGCUGGUUGGGAAAUGUUCCGCAGUGGUACGCGGAUGAAAUGGGAUGAAGCCACUAUUACACAGCGUUAUCGUACCGAUGAAGUGGAAGUUACAUGGAGGGACGAUUGAGAUAAUUUUCAGUGGAAUAUUUUUGAAAGUUCAUUUUUGACGAUUAUAAAUUAAAUUAAAAACAAUUAAA